Molecule: messenger RNA, 2011 nt
Organism: Dromaius novaehollandiae (emu)
Lineage: Eukaryota; Metazoa; Chordata; Aves; Casuariiformes; Dromaiidae
Gene: TMT1A
Product: thiol methyltransferase 1A
Exons: 2
Coding region: 969-1709 (246 amino acids)
Molecular function (GO): S-adenosylmethionine-dependent methyltransferase activity
Source: RefSeq, a predicted model, not a curated record
GCCUGACUCAGGGAUCUAAAGCUGAGUGGUGCAAACAGCCCCCCGUCCCUUUACUCGGCUCUCUCGAGGCAGAGCAACUAAACGCCAGUGGCUCAUCUACACUGCCGCUGCUAAACCCUGUGAAAACCAUCGGGGAUAGCAAAGCUGAAAAAGUUUUGCAGAAGGCAUUUAGCAUAAAAAGGACUGUACAUUGUCAACUCAGGCUUAUAAAGUUAACAAAACCAAGCUACUACAGACAGUGAUUACUGAAUUAAUAAAUUGUUUCAUCUCUGGUCCAUGAUUCCUAUCAAAGAUCUGAAAGGUAACUAAGAAAAGCAAGCUCAUUCACCACAAAGGAGCCCACAUCCGCCUAUCAAAGUAUUUUAGGUGUCCAUGAAGGGGAAACUCUGAAAACUGCUGUUGCAGAGAAAGCACACAGCAAGUAGCUGACUAGCUCAUCCAGCUACUUUGGAUACCUAAAACAAGUUGGUAAAUAACCCUUAAAUACAUGUGUUUCAACCAAAAUGUUAAUCAAACAAAGUUAAAUGUCUGUAGCAAAUCCCGAGUUCAGAUUAACUUCCUACUACUUACUGAAACAAGAUAUGUAUUCUUUAAGAGACAUGAACUGUAAUCCAAAACUGCUGAACACCAGAUUAGGGCGACUGAUGACAUUUUGCCAACGGUUAAAUACAAAGAUGUACUGUCCAGCCCAUCCAGGUUACUUAACUGGCAGCUCUUUUUCUAGCAGCUCCUUUUUUGUCCGAGCUGGGACACUACGGUAACUGAUUGGCACGCAGUGCUGUUUUUCCCUUUCUCAACUGUGACUGGACUUUAAAAAUCAGCUUUAGAGAAAAGUCCACCCAAUCAAUCCAGAGAGUCGCACUUCAAGAGGAACACAGCAAGUACACAAACCCAGCUCUAAGUUUCAAGUGCUCUAACACAGAGGAAGGAGCUCUGCGCAGUACGGCUCCUUUGCCCUCACGCUGGAAAUGACGGAGGCCAGCAUUCUCCUCUUUCGUGCUUGCCUGGCGCUGCUCGCCAUGCCCAUCUACCUGCUAUCAUUCCUAGGUAUGUGGGAGCCUUUCUGCAAGAAGAUAUUUUUUCCUUUCUUCCUCGAGAAGCUUUCUGCAGUUCACAACAGGAAAACACUGAAGCAGAAACAGGAGCUAUUUCGUAAUCUGCCUGAGUUCACGGGCCCCUCGGGAGAGCUGAAGCUGCUGGAGAUUGGGACCGGCUGCGGUACUAACUUCCAGUUCUACCCACCCGGCUGCAAAGUGACAUGCACCGAUAUAAACCCUCACUUCCAGCAAAGCCUUUCUCGAAGCAUGAACCAGAACCAGCACCUCCGCUAUGAGCGUUUCCUAGUAGCUGCAGCAGAAGACCUGAGCCAGGUGCCCAGCGGUUCUGUGGACGCAGUCGUUUGCACGUUAGUCCUAUGCUCUGUGCAGGACAUAAACGGCGCCUUGAAAGAAGUACUGCGAGUGCUCAGACCGGGAGGUGCUUUCUAUUUCUUGGAUCAUGUGGCUGCUGAUCACUCCAGCUGGAAGUAUUUCUGGCAGCAGGUCUGCUAUCCAACUUGGAAACUCGUGUUUGAUGGGUGCUGCCUAACAAGAGAGACAUGGAAAAACCUAGAACAGGCCAACUUCUCCGAACUGAAGUUACAACACAUCAGCGUUCCUCUGCCCUGGACACCUAUUAAGCCUCAUAUCAUCGGAUAUGCUGUGAAGUAAUUCAUACUGCACUGUAACUUUCUCCUGUGUCCUCAAAGAAAUUCCUUGACAUAGUCAAAGCAGCAAAAUGGUGUAAGCUAAUUUAAAUAGCCACAUCCAGGUUAACAUGAUUAACCUUCAGUUAUCUUAAGUUUCCGCUUUAAAUGUCAAAUGAGAAAGAGGUCCAGCUUCCUAAAAAUCCUGAAACUGAAAUAAUCACAUUGAUGACAGGCUUUAUAGGUAAAGCAUCAGAAACCGGUAUUCUGAAGUUCCAACUAGCACAAAAAUAAAGCAGACAUGCCUGGGCAUACGUUAAACCCUCA